Pocillopora meandrina is the source of this 364-nucleotide messenger RNA. The record is from the annotation of a GenBank genome assembly. NCBI's taxonomy places the organism in Eukaryota, Metazoa, Cnidaria, Anthozoa, Scleractinia, Pocilloporidae.
AUGAUUGAACUGCAGAUGAAAGGAGAUUGCGGAGUCUGCGGGCGGCACAGCGGAUCGAUCUAUGUCACCUUUAAGGUCCUCAAGUUCCAUCUGCGAACCACUGACAAAUCUCUUUACUUUUCAACAACCCAAUGCAAUGACUGUUUCAUCACUCAAUUUAAUUUUUUUUUUUUUGCCUUAUUAUUUUCAGGGAAUCGAUCACUCUCUAAAAGCUAUGACUGAGUAGCCAUCUGUCAUUUCCUAAGUACGAGCGUGGACCCAACUACGCAUGAGCAAAGCAGAAUUUCCAGCUGAAGAAAGUAAGACGGUAUUAAGCAUGAGUGUACCAUUAUCUGUGAACGUUUUCUUGCAGAUCACUUUAUGA